Molecule: messenger RNA, 2115 nt
Organism: Fusarium fujikuroi IMI 58289
Lineage: Eukaryota; Fungi; Ascomycota; Sordariomycetes; Hypocreales; Nectriaceae
Product: related to SLY1 protein
Exons: 5
Coding region: 1-2115 (704 amino acids)
Biological process (GO): intracellular protein transport; endoplasmic reticulum to Golgi vesicle-mediated transport
Cellular component (GO): cytosol; Golgi membrane
Molecular function (GO): syntaxin binding
Source: RefSeq, a predicted model, not a curated record
AUGGCAACCAAGGGUAACUCUCUGCGCGAUCGCCAAAUAGCGUCGCUCAAGAAGAUCCUCAACUUGAACGAGAGUGUCGAAUCCUCCGAGGCCGACGAAGCCCACGCCAACGGUCUACUUGCUCCUGUUGCACCUAUCCUCGAUGCAGAUGGCAACCCUAUCUGGAAGGUACUAGUCUUUGAUGAUCUCGGCCGGGAUGUUAUCAGCAGUGUCAUGCGCGUCAGCGACUUGCGCUCAAUGGGCGUAACCAUGCACAUGCACAUUGGCGGCGCAAGGCACCCUAUCCCCGAUGUCCCAGUCAUCUACCUCCUCGAACCGAAUGCGCAAAACCUCCAAGCCAUUACAUCCGACUUGCAGAAGGGGCUUUACACUCCCGCUUACAUCAACUUCCUAUCCUCCCUCCCUCGCGUCCUUCUCGAGGAGUUCGCUACACAAACUGCUGCUGCUGGAACAUCCGAACAUAUUGCUCAGCUUUUUGACCAAUACUUAAAUUUCAUUGUCGCUGAACCAGAUCUAUUCAGUCUGGGCAUGCAAAAAGAGCAUACGUAUUGGGCAUUGAACAGUGCAAACACCAGCGACGAGGAGCUUGAUCGCGUAGUGGAUAAGAUCGUUAGUGGUCUAUUCAGUGUGAUUGCUACUAUGGGAGUCAUUCCUAUUAUCCGAUGCCCCAAAGACGGUGCUGCAGAUAUGGUCGCCGCGCGACUCGACCGAAAACUCCGAGACCACAUCCUCAACUCAAAGGACAACCUCUUCUCUGGACCGCGAACGAACGCUGCAUCCAGUACUCACUCUUCUCGACCCGUACUCAUUCUUCUCGAUCGAAACGUUGAUUUGGUGCCAAUGCUUUCUCAUUCUUGGACAUAUCAAAGUCUGGUUCAUGAUGUUCUCAACAUGAAGCUCAAUCGCAUCACCAUCGAAAGCCCUGCGGAAGAAGGGAGCCCUUCCAAAGGCCCCACGAAGAAGGGUUAUGAUUUGACUACGAACGACUUCUUCUGGGCCAAAAACGCUGGCAGUCCUUUCCCUCAAGUAGCGGAGGAUAUCGAUGCCGAAUUGACCAAAUACAAAGAAGAAACAGCUGCAAUUACGAAAAGGACUGGUGUUACAAAUUUCGAGGACUUGCAGGCCGAUACCAGCGCGAGCGCUCAGCAUCUCAAAGAGGCAAUAACGUUGCUUCCUGAAAUGAGAGAACGUAAAGGCAUUCUCGACAUGCAUAUGAACAUCCUGGCAGCUUUGUUGACAGGAAUCAAGGACCGCCAGCUUGACAACUAUUUCCAACUGGAGGAGAAUGUUGUGAAGCAGACCAAACCUCAGAUUAUGGAAAUCAUUAGUGACAGUACCAAAGGUUCUGAACCCGUUGAUAAGCUGCGAUUGUUCAUCAUCUGGUACUUGAGUACAGAACAAGAAGUGAGCCGACAAGAAUUCGAGGGUUUCGGAAAGGCCCUCUCAGAAGCUGGCGCGGAUGUGUCAUGUUUGCCCUACGUUCGACAGGUUCGCGCUACAACCAAGAUGACACAACUCACUACCAUCAACAGCACUGCUCAGCCUGCUCAAACUUCAGACAUCUUCGGUCGCUUCUCAUCUAUGUCAUCUCGUCUCACCGACCGCCUCAAAGAAUCAGGAGUGCCCACUGGUCUGUCAUCAAACUUUGAGAGUCUCAUCAGCGGUGUGAAAAACUUCCUCCCCGCCGAUCGCGAUUUUACAGUUACGAAGAUCGUCGAAUCGAUCAUGGACCCCUCGUCAGCCUCCUCUUCAGCUAUUGCCAAGACAGAGGACUACAAGUACUACGAUCCUAGAUCCGCCAAUGCUCGAGGCAGCAUGCCUGCACCAAGUGCCAUGCGGUCUGGGGCUGGAGCUACUCCAGGUGGCAUGCCUGGUUCCCAAGUGUCCGGACAAACAGCUAGCUUUGGUCAAAGAAGACAAGGAUUCAGUGAAGCUGUCGUUUUCACAAUUGGCGGUGGCAGCAUAGAUGAAUAUGGUAACUUGCAGGAGUGGGUGAGUCGAGCAGGAGGCGACAGGGCUAAGAAGAGGGUCGUAUAUGGAAGCACAGAGAUGAUGAAUGCUGCCGAGUUCAUUAAGGAGGAACUAGACACACUGGGAAAGGAGCUAUCACCAUGA